GAAAAAAUCUGACGUUCGUAAUGCGCGGAGCUACAAUGGCAGAGGCACGAGAAUUCAACAGCGUUACGAUAACAAGUACGAUAACGUAAUUGACAACAAGAUCGGGAAUAAGCAACAGAGCGACAGACAGAUGCAGAAUGACAAUGAGGAAAACGGAUACACUCCUGUGCCAGUGAAGCAACUGAUACAAGAAUUCGAGAAAACCUGUAGACCGGUUCUGCAAUACAAGCAGAUCAGUCCAAGGAUCAUUCCAAUCGUACAGCAGUGUCCGUUGGAUAAUGGCAUAGCGCGUUUCUUCGAGACGAAAAAUUCUAUCAAGUAUAACAACGAGGAGGAGAGAUACGCACGCACACGCGGAAACUACGAAGGAUCCGCGAAACUGCAGUCCCAAUGUAACAGCCGAUUGUACGACACACGUGGAAGCUACGAAAGGAAACUACAGUGCAACGAUCAAUUAUGCAGUGCACACGAGAGCUACGAAGGAUCAGCGAAACUACAGUCCCGAUGCAACGGCUACGUUUCCACUGACGAAAGCGAAUAUACGACGGAUGACACUGACUCCGAAGAUUAUCAGAACGAGGCGGGAUCUAUAGAUCGCGGAAAUUCCGCGCCGUCCGCCCUAUUGAACUGUUGCGACAGCAGCGAGUACUCGAUCGCGUUCGAGGACGAGUACUCGGGUACUCGACGUCAUUCGACCACCUCGCAGGAAUUGGAGGCCCUUUAUGCCAACGGCACGAGAUUCGUCAACACCGAGGCCGAGAUGCCUCCCGAGGCGAAGUCGCUGAUGCUCUCAAUGGUCGCCUCGCAGGAGAACAUACUCGAGACUAAGAAACAUCUGCGUAGCACACCGGUUUUGGAUAAUCUUUUAGGCACCACCACGCCAGAAUGCAAACUCGUUGAUGUUAAUCCGGAAUUAGGAAACAAACUGUACGAGAAUAACAAUUAUACUGGACCGAAAUUGGCCAGCCUUCACAAUCUGACAAAUUACAACACAGCGCCGCGUGGAUGGGAUCAAUCAUUCACAGUCUAUCGACCUAUUAAAUUCGAAAAACCGCAAGAGAUCAUGUACUCUGAUUUUUAGGCACACUAUGAUAAAUGUUAUAAUUAUAAUCUUUUUACGUAUCGGUCUGAAAGAUCAAUCUAAUUUCGCCGAGAUAUCAACGGAAGAAUUAUUGGCAUAUGUUUUCCGCACUGUUGCGUUCAUUUUCACCAGCAUCAUGAUUUAAACCAACGGCCUACAGAUCACUCAAAUAUCUUCACCGUAAAUAAACGUAUCGCGAUAUGAUUGCGCUACGUGCGACAUGUUUGAAGUUUUGCUUUGAUGUACUUCUACCUCUUUUAUCCCUCAUUGAGAAUAUUUAACGUUGUUCAUGCUUUGACAGUGUUACAUUACUGCAUUUUACUUUAUUAUAUAUUAUGCAAAUAAAUAUGUUGUUUUCCUAAU
This is a messenger RNA of Temnothorax curvispinosus, 1444 nucleotides long. RefSeq lists its product as uncharacterized. The transcript is spliced from 4 exons. Lineage: Eukaryota; Metazoa; Arthropoda; Insecta; Hymenoptera; Formicidae. Bases 131 to 1081 code for a protein of 316 amino acids. The record is from RefSeq and is a predicted model, not a curated record.